UGAAUAAAACCAAACUUCGACUUUUUCGUUUUGUUCAAUUUUUACUCUACUGCAGUAUGUUCAUUUGAAUAAAAGGGUGGCGCCACUGUUCAAGUAUGGCGGUUGACUAGGCAUGCAGACGAAGGAGAAUUAGUGAGAUAUUCUUGUUUUUAUUUUCUAAAAAUGGAUUUUAACAAUGACGAAUUUUGGAAAUAAGAAAAUAAGGCAGUGGCUAGGGGUAUGGCUGUCUAGUGUCCAGUAACCAACAUGAACACUUGAAUGGUAUUUGCAGAGACAUGGAGAGGGAACUGUCAUUUAUCGAAUGAAUUUUAGAUGAAUGUGACGAUAUAGAGCUUGAGGCGGUCAGUGAAAUUAUUUGACCAGUAAAUGACAAUGUAUGCAGAUUGGGCAUCUCUUCAAGAUGAGAUUCAGUUUGACAAGGCAAACAGAAGUGUACUGCACAAGUUCCCUAACACUGUUGGAAAGGAUGUGGCCUGUAGUGUUGUCAAACAUAUAGCGCAGAAUCUCAGUAUCACAGUCAAUACAUGCGAUCCAAGUAAUCUAGAAUCUCAUUCAGAGGUGAAAUGGACAAUGGAGGUGUUAUGCUAUGGUUUGAGCCUACCAUUGUCUGAAAAUGAUACCAUUAAGGACUGUGUGAAUGUGUACUGUGAGUGGCUUUCUGCUCUAACAAGCCCCAAGCUUUCAGUGCCUAAACCUGUGACCGAGGACCCUAAUCCAUAUGCACAGGAUAUGCUACACCAUCUUCUUAACUUGUUUGUUCCAAGAGCUGGAUCAGGUGCAGAUUUAGUGAAGAGGCAAGCUUUGAUGUGUCACCGUGUGUUGAGAACGAUUGAGAGUGUUGCUAAGGAGUCAGCCAUGUUGACAAGAGAGACAUGGGAAACACUUCUCAAGUUCCUUCUUGCUGCAAAUGACAGUCUUCUCUCCCCACCAACAGAGAAAGACGACACCGGAUUGAGUUCAUAUGACAUAGGAGAUCAUUUAUGUGAACGUGUGCUAAGUGUGCUGUUUGAACUGUGGUUACUUGCCUGUCAGAAGUGUUUCCCAUCCCCGUCUCUAUGGAAGACAUUCCGUAAGAUGUGUAUCUACUGGCGUCAUCACGAGGCCUUGAUCACACAGUGGCAUAGAGUGAAUCAUGCACUUACUGCAAGACUUCUCAAGUUUAUGUACGGACCUGACUACCCAGAGCUUGUAAUACCUGAUGAUGAUGGUGUAUCGCUGGUACCUGUUGACAUGAGCAAUGACUGUGUAGCACAGAGCUGGUUCCGGUUUUUACAUACAAUACAAAAUCCUGUAGAUCUAGCUAAGCCUGAGCUGAUCAGCCAGACACCGAUGUUCCUGAGACUUGCCCUCGAGAGUGAAGUUGUGGUAGACCCAAGGCAACAUGAGUGCCUCAAUAAACUGCCUCAGAUAUUCUACAAGGCAAUGAGAGGGGUGUCCAUCAUGGUUAAUGCAUUUUUAGGUAUAGCACAAGAUGUAAAAGAAGAGAAUAUGUUAACUAACAUGAGUUUCCAGCCCAGCCGACAAUCUGUGAUGGGUCCACCUACACCACCAGGUCAGAGGAAGUCUGCACGUCCACUGGCUGCAAUAACUGCUCCACUGACACAAAGAAGCAGCAAAGCUUCAUCGGCGUUAAUCAAGUCAAGUGCACCCACACCUCAGUGCCUACCUGGGUUGUUGUCGUUGGACAGUCGUCUCCCCUUGGCACCAGGCCGACCUAAAUGUAACAGCAUUCUGCACCUGUUUGGUUCCUGGCUGUUUGAUGCAUCGCUGGCAAAUGUUAAAAUACACUCAGUGCAUAAAAAUGCAGGUCAGACUCAUAGAAGAACAAAUUCUUUGAUUGAUCAAUCACGUCCGACCUCGCUGUCCAUAGAUUCGUCACCAGAGAAAACUUCACAUUCUGACAACACGUAUGAAGCUGGGCGAGCUGAAGCAUGUGGAACAUUAUGUAGGCUGUUCUGUGCUCAUAAAACAGGGGAGGAAAUACUACCAGCUUACUAUUCUAGGUUCUACUUUGCCAUGUAUUAUGGGCUUAGAACAGAUGAGAAUAUGAGCGGUCCAGUUUUGUCAAACAUUUUAUUCAACUCAUGCGACCUACUGAGAGUGGACCUCGCUGGUGCACAGAUUCUCGUGCCACAUAUCCUCAACUCCCUAGAGCUUGUUCUUCAUGAUCUUACACCAAAGUUCAGAUUGUGUGAGCAAAUACCCAGUGUAGAGCUGAGGAAAGCAUGCGUUCACCUUCUUCUAUCAAUGCUGUGCCUGCCACAACACUUCAAAGAUUUAGAAAUUAAAGAUAUUCUGUCCAAUGAGAAUGUACCAGAACACACCAUAUCGUUUAUAUCACUGAAAUCACGUAUCACAGAACUCUUGUUUAAGGCUUUGCUGAAUGAAACGGACUCAGCUAACACUCAGAUGCUUCUUGGUGGUUUGAUGUUACUGAUCCAGGAUCUUGCUCUGUGUGAGGAGGCCGACCAUGCUACCAUACAGCCCCCUCAACAUGAGGAACAAACUGACACUGACCCUCAUACUGAUGCUAGUCAGACAAGUAUAUUGAGUAAUGGAUCAACAGACUCCAGUUAUACAGAAUCUUCCUAUCAUAGACUACAUACCCAGUCACAUGAUAACGAAACAGCAUAUGGAUUGUUUGGUCAGGCUACAUCUCUUGUGUGCAAUAGAUUGAUGGCAUCAUGGAAGGGUGAGCUCAGUACAGCUCUAGCUGCCAUGGAGCUGCUGUCGGGGCUUGCCAAGGUCAACAUUACACCUCCCAACAUGCUCAUGUGUAAACGGACAGUCAAAUGGAUUUGUGAUUUCAUUGUGUUCCAGUGUAGUCGACCCGCCCCGAAUCACUCACGUGACCUACAUUCUAUGAUUGUAGCGGCGUUUAAAUGUCUAACUCUGUGGUUAGUGGAGCACAGUAGACUACUGUAUGAUAAAGAGUGUCUACACAACGUUCUUGAAGUGGUGGAGCUUGGCAUCUCCGGAUCAAAAUCUCAGAAAAAAUCUUCUGACACUGGAACGGUGUCUUUAAAAUUUGGAAAAGAUGAAAAAUCUGUGUACACGCAGAAUAAAGCGAGUGAUCCUCCAAAGUUUAAGGGAGAAAAGGACCUGAUGCCAGCAUCUAUGAGGGUGAAAGAUGCUGCUGAGGCUGUUCUCACCUGUAUCAUUGAUCAAGUGGGUGCCUUUCCACCACCGUGUGGUCCCGAGUCACUGUUCUCAUUGCUUGAUGAGAAAUCUUUGCUUAGGUACGCCAAAGGUACCGGGCUACCAGAACAUGGGUCACCAUUCAGAUACUUUGUUCUAGACAACUCUAUCAUCAUUGGCCUACUAGAACAACCACUGGGAAACUAUGAAGAUCCAUUACCAACAGUGACAGCACUGAUACGAGGUCCAUUUGGUCGGCAUGCUUGGACCAUGCAACUGAGACAUUCUCCUAGGAUAAAUAAGAUGUCUUCAUCAAAGAGUCUUUUAGCUGACCCAGGCAGGCCACUGCCCAUGGAGAAUAUUGGAACACAUCAUGUAGUAAAACACAAGUAUUUCCCAGAUAGUGUGGACAAAAUACCCCUUACCAUGGCAGACAAAAGUAUACCGACCCUUGAUUCAUUAGUAACUGAUGUAAAGAUGCAGUCAGAUCUAGAUAAACUGAAAAGGCAGAUUGAGCAGCAGACACAGUUUGAGAACAACAUCGGUAGGCGGAGUCAGGUAGAGGCUGCUCGGCGACCGUUUCCGAAUCCUGCAAUGGAGUGUAAACCACCUAAGCUGUGCCAAGAGUUCCAGACAGCAAGACUGUUCCUCUCUCACUAUGGAUUUCUCUCUUUGGAGGCUUUGAGGGAGCCUAGCAACAGUAGCCUGCCACCAGCCUUGGUGAUGUUGGACACCAGUAACACCACUUUGUUCUCGGACAUUGAGUUACUUGAUAACAUACCAAGUAGAGAUAGUGAUACUGUCCAUGUAUUCUACGUCAAAACAGGACAGAAACAAGCACAGGAUAUUGUUACCAAUGUUUCAUCAAGAGCCAGUGUUCAGCCCCAGUUCCUAGAGUUCCUCCACUCACUUGGUUGGCCAGUAGACAUUGGGAAACAUGCUGGAUGGACAGGUCACGUAGCUACAAGUUGGAAAAUCAUGGAUCAAGAUGAUGCUAGUGAUAGUGACUACCCUAGAGGUACUGGUGGCAGUGUGUAUGAUGGCAGACAGCAGGUUCUCUACUGGGCAGAUGUCAUGUCCGAGGUUGCGUUUGUAGUGCCCUCUAUUGACAGCUAUAAUAGAUACCUGGCUGACCCACAAGGUGAUAAGUCACCACAGUUUAUGAAGAGGAGUUCUUCAGUAACUCUGACCAAACCAAGAUCCUUGACCCAGGAAUCUGUGGACAAGAUGCGACUGGAGGCCCCAGGUUCCCCGACUGAUGCUCCUGUAAUGAGGUCAAGGCGUGGUCGUCAGCCAUUAAUGAUGGGACUGGAUACCAAAAUAUUUGUAGUUUGGCUAGAAAACUUUGAAGAUCAUGAAAAUUUCCCAGCAGGUGACUUACUUGGGGUAACAAGUACAGGAUUGGAACAUCACUCAACAAGUAGCUCCCUGACAUUACCUAAGGCACCAGAAAAAGAUGUGUUCAUCAUCUUUAUACAUGCUCUACAAAAUGGACUGUUCCGUAUACACAUGCAAGGACAGACUGGAAAAUUAACGAUGGCAAUUCCAUUGGUUGAUGGAAUGGUGGUUAGCAGACGUUGCCUUGGAAACCUGGUCAGACAGACUGCAAUCAACAUCUGUAAACGUAAACGUUUAGAAAGUGAACUGUAUCAGCCACCACAUGUAAGACGGAAGUUGAAGAUUCAGGAAAUGGUGAAGAAUUAUCAGAUGAAGAUGGAAGCUCCCGACUUCUAUACUGCAUUGUUCCAGGAUGCUUGCAAAGAGUAAUCCUUGCUUCACGAACUGAAGGGUCAUGUUAUAGAAAUGCAGAUAGUGUGCAAAUAGUGUUGCUAUACAAAACUAUUUACUAGUAGUAGUCAUUGUAAAACUGUGUAUUAAGUAAGUUAGAAAGCAAGUGCCUGUUACCUACUUGUUGUGGUAGGAUUUAUUGAUGAGAAUGCUUGUUCCAUGGAAGUUUGGCUUUAAUGACAGCUUUACUGAGUGUCUGAGUAGCGUCUGCUGUAAACAAAACCGGUUUUUAUUAGGUAUAUUGUGAUGUUUCAGUUCAGUGAAAAAUAUAUAUUUACAACAUUAAAUGAUGAAAAAGUAAAUGAUGGCUGCUUAAAAACCUGGUGGAGGACAGAACUGAUAUAAUUAUUGGUAAUUCUAGUCAGCCUCAUUGUUAGACAUGUGAACAUAGCAUAAUUGUUUGAUAUGUGAACAUAGGCUUACUGUUCAACUUGUGAACUUAGCCUGAUCGUUUGAUAUGUGAACAUAUCCUAGUUGUUAGACAUGAGAUCAUAUCGUAAAUGUUAGAUAUGUGAACAUAGUCUAAUUGGAAGAUGUGUGAACAUAACCUAAUUGUCUGAUGAAAUUAUAUGUGGACAUGGCCUACUUGUUAGACAUUUGAGUAUAGAAUAUGAGUUAGAGUUAUGAACAUAGCAUACAUGUACAUCAUGUGAACAUAGCCACAUUUUAAAAUGUGAAUGUAGCAUGCCUAUUAGACAUACGAACAUUAUUGAAUUUUUAGACAUGUAAAUUAACAUAGAUGUGAACAUAGGCUAGUUGUUAUAUAUACAGUAUCAGUUGUUAAUUGUUUGCAAAUAUAGUGUAAAUAUCUUGUAGCAGACUGCUAGUACUAGAAAUCAAACAUUAUCAAUAUUAGGAGCUUAGUUCAAAGUAAAUGUGUACAAACUGUAUAAUGUUACAUGAUGUUUGAUUAUUAGGAUCUAUAUUGUUUUUAAUGUAUAGAUAUUAUUUCUAAACAUACCUGAUCAAUCAAAAAAGUGCAAUAUUUGUUAAUGUUUUAACAAACUUGAGAAAUAAAAAAAUGUCUCU
Mercenaria mercenaria is the source of this 5955-nucleotide messenger RNA. RefSeq names its product ral GTPase-activating protein subunit beta-like. Bases 367 to 4905 code for a protein of 1512 amino acids. The record is from RefSeq and is a predicted model, not a curated record. NCBI's taxonomy places the organism in Eukaryota, Metazoa, Mollusca, Bivalvia, Venerida, Veneridae. Gene Ontology annotation, biological process: regulation of small GTPase mediated signal transduction; activation of GTPase activity. The transcript has 31 exons. Gene Ontology annotation, molecular function: GTPase activator activity.